This is a messenger RNA of Strigops habroptila (Kakapo), 7245 nucleotides long. RefSeq names its product RAB GTPase activating protein 1 like (gene RABGAP1L). The transcript has 21 exons. The record is from RefSeq and is a predicted model, not a curated record. The coding region runs from base 214 to 2664 and encodes 816 amino acids. Lineage: Eukaryota; Metazoa; Chordata; Aves; Psittaciformes; Psittacidae.
CCGCCAUCCACCCGCUGCCGGAAUGUGGACGGCGCUGGCCCGGCCGUGAGGCGGCUGCGCGGCCCGCCGAGCCGUUCUCGCCCGGCUUCCACCUCCCCUGCGCAGAGAACUGGCAGUCGAGCCAGGCGGCGGCCGGGCUAGAGGCGGCGGCAGAGCGGGAGGAAGGCUCGGCUGCCACCGGUUCUUGUGGCGGGAGAAGAAUACUGAGCUGAGAUGGAAGUCAAAACAUCAUUUAGCAAAGCCAGUAGGAUUCCUGAAACUGUAUCCACAUUAAUUAAUGAAGAAUUUGUCCUGGUUCAUCAGCAAUCGGAGGAUACCCCUGGAAAAGAUGAAAAACCUCAGCUGAAGGUAUUUUCAAAUGGAGAUGAUCAGCUGGAGAAAGCAAUGGAAGAGUUACUGAGGGAUUCUGAAAAAGACCAGAACAAUUUCACUGCUCUCCAGGAAAGUUCCAGUGAUGCAAGCAGCCAGGCAGCUCAAGAUGGGUCAGCAAGUCAAACGCAUCAGCCAUCUUUGCACCUUGCUUUAGACCCUUCUACUACAGAAAUCUCUGCACCGAGGCCAUUUUUUCCUGGUGAACCCCUGGAAGAGGACAGCGUAUUGUUUAACAAACUGACUUAUUUAGGUUGCACAAAAGUGUCUGCCCCUCGAAAUGAACCAGAAGCUCUGCAUGCCAUGGCAAACAUGAAAUCCUCAAGUCAAGCCCCUUUACCUGUAACACUUUAUGUUCCAAACAUUCCAGAAGGCUCUGUAAGAAUAAUAAAUCAAUCAAGCAACAUAGAGAUAGCCUCAUUUCCAAUCUAUAAGGUGUUGUUUUGUGUGCGUGGACAAAAUGGAACUUCAGAGAGUGACUGUUUUGCAUUUACUGAAAGCAGCUGUGGAACAGAGGAGUUCCAGAUUCAUGUUUUUUCCUGUGAGAUUAAAGAGGCAGUCAGCCGAAUUUUAUAUAGUUUCUCAACAGCAUUCAAACGUUCUUCCAAACAAGCAUCUGAUCAUGUUAAGGACUUUGUUCUUCCUACUCCAGAUAGUGAUGUGUACACUUUCAGUGUUUCUUUAGAAGUCAAAGAAGAUGAUGGAAAAGGAAAUUUUAGCCCUGUGCCAAAGGAUAGAGAGAAAUUGUAUUUCAAGCUUAAACAGGGAAUUGAGAAGAAAGUGGUGAUUACAGUUCAGCAACUCACAAACAAAGAACUGGCCAUUGAAAGAUGCUUUGGGAUGCUACUAAGCCCUGGACGAAAUGUGAAGAACAGUGACAUGCAUUUACUAGACAUGGAAUCCAUGGGAAAGAGUUCUGAUGGGAAGGCUUACGUAAUUACUGGAAUGUGGAAUCCUAAUGCACCCAUGUUUCUAGUACUUAAUGAGGAAACUCCUAAAGAUAAACGUGUAUUCAUGACUGUGGCAGUAGAUAUGGUUGUUACUGAAAUAGUAGAGCCAGUUCGUUUUUUGCUGGAGACUGUUGUGCGUGUGUAUCCUGCCAAUGAACGUUUCUGGUACUUCAGCAGAAAAACCUUCACAGAAACUUUUUAUAUGAAAUUAAAACAGUCUGAAGGAAAAAGCCAUACAAAUGCUGGGGAUGCAAUUUAUGAAGUUGUCAGUCUACAAAGAGAAUCUGCAAGAGAGGAAGAAUUGGUCAGCCCAACAAGUGGAGGAGGGCCUGUAUCAUCCCAGGAGGAUGAGGCAGAAGAAGAGAGUGAUAAUGAACUCUCCAGUGGCACUGGUGAUGUGUCAAAGGAUUGUCCUGAGAAGAUUUUGUAUUCCUGGGGAGAAUUACUGGGGAGAUGGCACAAUAAUCUUGUUGUGAGACCGAACGGAUUGUCUACCCUGGUGAAAAGCGGUGUUCCAGAAGCACUAAGGGCAGAGGUUUGGCAGUUGCUGGCAGGAUGCCAUGACAACCAGGCAAUGCUGGAUAAAUACAGAGUUCUCAUCACAAUGGAUUCUGCUCAAGAGAGUGUCAUUACACGAGAUAUUCAUCGUACAUUUCCAGCACAUGAUUAUUUCAAAGACACAGAGGGAGACGGUCAGGAAUCUCUAUACAAAAUCUGUAAGGCAUACUCUGUCUAUGAUGAAGACAUUGGCUAUUGCCAGGGACAGUCCUUCCUUGCAGCUGUGCUUCUACUUCAUAUGCCGGAGGAGCAAGCGUUCUGUGUAUUUGUGAAAAUAAUGUAUGACUAUGGCUUGAGGGACCUCUACAGAAAUAACUUCGAAGAUCUCCAUUGCAAAUUCUUCCAGCUGGAGAAGUUAAUGCAGGAGCAGUUACCAGACCUGUAUGGCCAUUUCUCAGACCUCAAUUUGGAAGCUCAUAUGUAUGCAUCCCAGUGGUUCCUCACUCUUUUUACUGCCAAGUUUCCGCUCUGCAUGGUCUUCCAUAUCAUUGACUUGCUACUUUGUGAGGGUAUGAACAUAAUCUUCCAUGUAGCCUUGGCUCUCUUAAAGACCUCGAAAGAGGACCUUCUACAAGCUGAUUUUGAGGGAGCUUUAAAAUUCUUCAGGGUUCAGUUGCCCAAGAGGUACAGAGCUGAAGAGAACGCCAGAAGACUGAUGGAACAAGCCUGCAACAUUAAGGUGCCAACAAAAAAGCUGAAGAAAUAUGAGAGAGAGUACCAAACGAUGCGAGAGAGUCAGCUGCAGCAGGAAGAUCCCAUGGACAGAUACCAGUUUAUAUGUUUGUAGGUAACUCUCCUGCUGUUGCACUUUUAUGGGAGAUCUUCAUGAGAUGCAGAAACAAAGGGUGAUUCUCAGCUACAGACACAAAAAGGAGAAAAUACACAUUGUUCUAGCACAAGCUGUGUGCAGUGGCAUCCACAGAGACUUUUGGAAGAUGAACUCUUCCUUGACUGAUAUGAUCCUUGUUAUUCAUCUCUGUUAAUACCAAGCAUCAGUAAUUUUUUGUUAAUAUAAUGCCUAGUACAGUGGGAGCCAGAGCUCUCCUGGGGUCCUAAGGUACUACUGCAGUACAGUUAAUAGUGAUAAAUAUCUUGCCUUAAAACAGCAGAGAAAUAAAGGUUCAGUUAUUAAUAUUACAGCUUAAUAGUUCACCAAAGAAAGAAUAGUUCUUUAAUUUUGGAUCAGCAUUGUUUAUCUUUCCAAUGUAUUUGCUUUUAUUGUCACAGCUACAUUCUGUUGCCAUAGAUUUUUGUAUGAUGGAGGCUCUGCCUCUAGGCAUAUACUUCACUUGGUGUUCAGGAUCUGUUUAUUGCUUACCCUGUUUUGAAAAAUUCGGUUUUCUUUAGGUGAAGCUGCCAGAGAUGAAACACUUUAGUGCCUAUUGCCCAGAUUAGCUGGGAACUGACAUUGCUUACAUACACCUGUACUGUUUUCCUGCUGUUCUUCUUUAUGCCUUAAUGUGUUAAAUGACAUUGCAGUUGGUAUGGUGUCUACAAGGAGCAUGGAGUAGUAAAUAAAGACAGAGGGUGCAACAGGUUUACGUGGUCUAUGAACGUAAGGAAAGUGCACCAUGUUCAGAAAACCACCAUACGAAAAUCUGUACUGAAAGACUAUGCCAUCAUUCAUAAAUGUGAGUUAAAGGUACAGAGGAAGUAAAACUGACGUUUGUUAUUUUUUUAGGUAUUUGCCUGUGAAAAAUAAUGUUUUGAUUGUAGUUCUUUGCAUGUCAAAGGGUGUAGGUAUUGUUGUUCGUGAGGACUGGGACUGCUGUAGCGGCUAAGAGCCAACAGUGAGUGUGACCUAUUUAGAAACACCCACAACCUGCUGCUGAUUAACUUCUGAUUUUUUUUCCAGUGGUUCAUUUAUAGCACUGUGGAAUUUAAAAAAUACUUAGAAAACAAAUAAGGGUUCUUUAAAGCCCUGUGGAAGCAUAUUAACUAGUUAAUCUUGAGUGACAGACAGUGAAGAACAUUAUCCCUAAGCUGCAAAUGAGGAUAUAGAAAGUGACUCUUUGGCCACUCUCACAGUCAAAACACAGCCCGUGAUUUUGGCUUGCACUGUUGAAAUUCGCUUUGUGGUAUUUUUUAUUAAGCUGCAUUGGGUCUGAUCCCCUCAGCGAUGCUGUGAUUAGAGAGAGUCCCCAAAACUGCUUAGUUGCACAUUAAGUUCAAAGUUUGUACACAUUCUUCACCUGAUGGGUGUCAUGGAGAAAUGCUUUUAAGUGUUCUCUGUUCCUUGUCUUGCUUGUGUGAUUUUAUUAAUGUGUCAGGCUGAGGUUGGUAGGAGUCUACAUUCCAAGAGUGUUUGCAAAGGGCAGCAAGAAAUGCAACUGUGUGGCUCCUCACAAGCAGAAAGUGGAGGGCCGACUUUGCUUGUCCCUUAAAUGAUUGCGCUGCAGCCCAUGCAUUUAGAAGUGCAUUUCAGUGCUAGACUUUGCCCAGCCAGGCUUGGUUUGGGAAAGGACCAAGUCUACACUGCUGAAAAGCCAGUACUGCCUCUGAGCGCGGUGUUGCUGUUAGCUCCCUCUGGCCUUGUGCGCUCUCUGUGUAGGCUGUGCCCUAAAGGCCUACAUCGUUGUGAUUUUUACAGUUUCUCUUCACAGAACAAAAUGAGGUUUUGGUUUGCUGCCCAGGAAGGAAACGACAUUGCUGGAGUAGAGAUCCCUGCAGAAUAUUAGUCUCAUAGGUGAAGAAGGAAACAGGCUUUCAGUCUGUUGAUAGUUUUUAGUUAGUGUUUGUUGUUCGCAGUGUGCUACAGUUUUUAUUGCCAGUAGAGAUUUGUCAGGACCACAGAGACACUGACCUUUCUGAGCUGUGAUGAAGGAUGUCCUGAGUAAGAUACCUCCCUGUGACCUGUGGCUUGAGGGACUGUUGAGUAGGAGAUGGGCUGUUUGCUGCACUGCACUGCGAGCGGUGCGGAGGGAACUCGCGGGAGCCGACACAGCUCUUGAAUGAGGGUCUGACUUUCACCUGGCAUCUAGGGGAGACCAGGACCAAACCAGAGCAGUGUGAGGGCACAGCCCCCUUUCUUCCUCUCCUCCCCAGUGCUCAGGUCCUAGAAGUGUUCCCGAGCACAGGAACAGUGCGGUCAAGCAGCCUCCUGUUGGAAGGCCAGGAAAGACACACUUCCUGCCUGAGGGCAGCUGGGUAUGUCCAGGCAGGAGGCUCCUCCAAACCCACUGACCCCACACUCUCAACAGGCUCCACAAAAGGGAUGGUUUUGCAACUUCUGGCCUGCUGUUAACCAGUUGCAUUUUCUUGUCAGGUCAGAUUCAUGUGCAACAAUGAGCUGUGUUAUAUGCCACAGGACUUCCUGCCCAGCUCAUAUUUUACGUGUUGAUUUGACUUACCAAAGAACAGUAUUAAUGAGUGCCUUUUUGUGUGUGUGUGUUUCCUUCUGUAUUUACAAAUAUUAUUUAGGAAAAGUGUGUGUUUUCAUAGGCACUUUUUUAUUUUCCAUUGCUUAUAACAAAUUAUCGCUCAUGUUUUGUCAGAUAGGUGCAAAAGUAAAUAUGUUCCAAAUUGCUGUUUGUCACCAAAUUUCAUGACUUUCAGUUCAAAUAAAUUGCAGAUUGCCUAUAGAAGCCGAGAAUAAAACUGAGUUGCAUGUGCAGAAUAAGUAGUAAACAUAGUUCAGACUGAUAUUUUUAUAUAUACAUUAUGGGGGGGGAGGGUGUGUGUGGGGGGUGUGGUUCUGUGUUUGAGAACACCUCAUGUAACAGGGUUUUGGUUGACUUGAUGAGAAAUUGCCAGAGUUGGGCUUGGGACUUCCUGAUUUAAAAUAAAGAGGACAUAACCAUACGAAGAAGGGCUGGAGUUUUGCAAGCAGAUCCUGCUUGUGCACACAGCUUUGUUCUGAGGGUAGAAACGCGUUUUCCUCUGUGGACCUUGUUGUGCAACAGAAAAGUUUUCUGUCUGAAUAAACGCGUAACUUGGACAUAAUAGCCUUUUGUGUAUUUGAAGUGGAAGCAAAAGUUAAUACACUGGUCAUUUUCAUUCAGAGUCAUGGUAACUGAAUAGUCAUGAGGAAACAUGUGAGAUAACUCUUGAUGUGGAUCAUUGUUUGUGGUUUAAAAAAAUUAAAAAAAAAAAAAGUGUGCUGGGGCACUUUUGGAAAUAUUGCUUCAGAGUCAACAAACAGAAACCAAAAACCACCUCUGGAAGCCUCUGUGUUGCUUCCCGUGAGAGGUUUUCCUGGAUAGUUUGCCAUAAAAGCCUUUCGGGUUUCUAGAUGGAAGUUCACAGGGUUUUCCUUCAGAGCAACUCUGCCAUCGAGAGCCCUUUCCAGUGGGCUUAUGAAGACUUCAAUUUGCUCACAUCCAGAAAAGUGAAUUUUAAUCAGUGUUCGCAUUCCACCAUUGAGGAUCUGUUCAUGCCCAAGAUCUGGAGCUUAGGUGUUUGCUCAUCAGCAGAUGCGACACUGAAUUGCUUAACAAGGUUUGUGACUCGUUACACCCCGCUUGAGUAGCAGCACAGAGAGGAUGCAUCAUCGCCACUAAUCUUGUCAGGAUUUGCUCCUUGGUGCUGGCUGGAAGGGAGCAGAGGGUGGAGUUCAGCAUUUCAGCCUUCCUGAGCUGAGGCUUGCCUCGGCUUUCAAAUUUGUCUCCUUCUUUCCGUCCAGCGUGUGAUGGAAGCUGGAUUAUACCCUCUUUAAAACUCAGAACCAAAAACUCACUGAAGAAUUAGCAACUUUUUUUUUCUUUUUUUUUUUUUCCCCUGUCUUUGUUGGUAUUAAAAAUUAUUUCAUAUCCUGUUUUCACUGUCUUUACACCAAUGGUUGAAAGCAGUGUUUGGUCUGUGACUUUACAGGAGGUAAGUUUAUUUGUGUUUGUAUGUAUCAGCAGUGUUUGUCCAUUUUGGAAAUGCAGUAUUCUCCUUUUAAAAGCUAACCAGAGUUCACCAUCUGCCUUUUGUAGACAGGAGGAGGAAUUUGGGAAAGAGGAAUCUCUUAUUUUACUGACUGUAGAAACUGAGCUACACCAAAGAGAAGGAAAUGGUUGUCAUAGUUAGUAAAUUGUUAGGGGUGCAUAGAGAAACGGCAGGAAGCUGUAUGUUUACACCAAGGACAGCUAGCAGGUCUGACUAGUUGGGUUAUGCCAGGUUACAAAAUGCCGUCUGUGAUGUGAGUCCUGCUGUAACAAACCAGCUCCAUCUGUUGAACUUUAUGCCAUUGUGAAUGGUAUUUUAUAAAACCCUGUAAAUAUUUCAGAGCCUUAGAAAAUAUGCUACAUAUGAAAAGCACUAUUUGCUAUUUUUGUCUGUAGUGUGUAACGUCAAGUUUUAUUUAGGCUUAAGCAGAUUAAUAGUUUCCUCCUGAGGAAGAAGGCAGUUGUUCACUGCUAAAUUUGGGGGGAGGAGCUGGAAAAGA